UCAGCAGCAGCAGCAAGUGCGGUGCGGCGACCUGAGCGGAGCCGAGAGGAGCUGGCUGUGUGCGGGCUAAACAUCGCACAGAUGAAGGCACCGUCUCGGAGAACCGUCACAUAUUCCUCCGCUUGAUUAUUGCUCCGUAGCAGACGACACUUCCCCUCCGUCCUCCCGCCGGCAGAGCGCCGUCGCUGCGGGUCUUUCAUUCGGAGGGGCCGGGCUGUUUUUCCUCCGGGAGGCUGAAUGGAAGCAGCAGCCGAGGGAGCGGUCGGGCUGUCGGAGGCCGGGGACGGGAGCCCGCUAUCCGGGGCCGCAGCAUCCGAUGAUGGGGACACGGUGGUCGGAGUGAGCUACGGGAUGGACGCCGCAGACAUGGAUGCUGCUGCUAAGAAAGCCUUCAUCACAGAGAUGCCCUCGUCCUCUGGCCUGCCUGGUCAGGGAAAGAAGAUUGGUCACAGAGGGGUGGAUGCAUCAGGAGAAACUACUUACAAGAAGACCACAUCCUCGGCCUUGAAAGGUGCCAUCCAGCUGGGCAUCGGUUACACCGUUGGCAACCUGAGCUCCAAGCCCGAGAGAGAUGUGUUGAUGCAGGACUUCUACGUGGUGGAGAGCAUCUUUUUCCCCAGUGAAGGCAGCAACCUCACUCCAGCCCACCAUUUCCCAGACUUCCGCUUCAAAACAUACGCUCCCGUGGCCUUCCGCUACUUCAGAGAACUGUUUGGCAUCAGGCCAGAUGACUACCUGUACUCCCUGUGUAACGAGCCCCUAAUUGAGCUGUCCAAUCCUGGAGCCAGUGGUUCAGUCUUCUAUCUCACAAAGGACGACGAGUUCAUCAUCAAGACUGUUAUGCACAAGGAGGCUGAGUUCUUACAGAAACUGCUGCCUGGAUACUACAUGAACUUGAAUCAAAACCCUCGCACUUUGCUGCCCAAGUUUUUCGGUCUCUACUGCGUCCAGUCGGGCGGGAAAAACAUCCGCGUGGUUGUGAUGAACAACGUCCUGCCCCGUGUGGUUCGCAUGCACCUCAAAUUUGACCUGAAGGGCUCCACCUACAAGAGGCGAGCGUCAAAGAAGGAGAGGGAGAAGGCCAGGCCCACUUUCAAAGACCUGGACUUCAUGCAAGACAUGCAGGACGGAUUGAUGCUGGACCUGGACACUUACAACGCGCUCGUCAAGACCCUACAGAGAGACUGCCUGGUGUUGGAGAGCUUCAAGAUCAUGGACUACAGCCUGCUGCUGGGCGUUCACAACAUGGACCAGGCGGAGAGGGAGAGGCAGAUGGAGGGCUCCCAGGGCGGCAGUGACGAGAAGAGGCCCGUGGCCCAGCAGAAGGCCCUGUACUCCACAGCCAUGGAGUCCAUCCAGGGAGGAGCAGCCUGCGGAGGGUCCAUCGACACUGACGACACGAUGGGCGGUAUCCCAGCUGUCAAUGGAAAGGGAGAGAGACUUCUUCUUUACAUCGGGAUCAUCGACAUCCUGCAGUCCUACAGGCUAAUCAAGAAACUGGAGCACUCGUGGAAAGCUUUGGUUCACGACGGGGACACCGUGUCGGUCCACCGGCCUGGCUUCUAUGCAGAUAGGUUCUUCAAGUUCAUGAGCAACACGGUUUUCAGGAAGAGUUCCUCUCUGAAGUCGUCUCCAUCUAAGAAGGGUCGAGUGUCUUUAAUGGUGCCUAAGUGCAUGGGUCCUGGUGCAGCCUGGUCAGCCAGCCAGCUGCCCUCUGAGAGGGAUGAGAACAUCUACGACCUGAGAGGAGCUCGCAGCUUCCCAACGCUGGAGGACGAGGGUCGACCAGAUCUUCUUCCAUGCACUCCUCCAUCAUUUGAAGAAGCCACCACAGCAUCAAUCGCCACCACUCUGUCCUCGACCACCUCUCUGUCCAUCCCUGAGAGAUCCCCAUCUGACACAGCAGAGAACCCCCGCUACAGGCGACACACCCAGUCUCUCAGCCAUGAUGGAAGGACCCAGGAGGAGCUGCGUGUGCGUGAGGAGGAUCAGCAAACCAUCACAGUGGAGGUGGAGUUGAAGAGACACGACAGUGAGCCCACCAUCUCUGUUCCACAACUUUCACCUCAACCCAGUGAUGUUCAGGAAGUAGCCGGCGCCGAGGCUCCCGAUGCAGCAGAGCCUUCCACCUGGUCAUCGGUACCUGAAGCAGUCCCAUCGUCUGCCCCAGCUGCUCCCUCCUCUCCUGGGGCAGCUGAGGAAGCUGCAUCCAGUCCCAAGUUGGUGGUGGUGGAGGCGGACCGGGCGAGCCAGGUGUCUGGCUCGGGCUGCACCAGCCAAGCUUCAGUUGAUGAUGACGAUGAUGUGCCAAUCACAGAUAUCUACUUUUUUCCUGAUGGGAGGACCUGGGUGGUCUCUCCUGUGCGACAGAGGAGGAAAUUCCAGUCCAGAAGGCCAGUAAGUGAGAUGCCUCCAGAGGACAGGACCUGGGUGUACUCUCCGCUACACUAUGGCUCAGAGUCUAAGGCCCUGCCAGAUGGGGAUUGGGAAAGAGAGACAUAAACCCUGUUCUCUGGCAGAGAGGAGCGGACUUCUCAGUGAAGAGGACUCUUUGGUUCUUUGGUCUGAAGUCCAGAACUCAGCGGUAGCAGCAGGAUCUUUUUCCCAACCAGGAUUUUAAACAGGCAUAGAGAAAACGAACACACCAAGAGAAAACAGUGACUGAAUACCAGAGGGGGGAGAAAAUUCUGACGGUGAUGAAACCCCUGCCUUUCACCCUUAACAAAUGAAAAUUAUAUAACUUUAAUGAAUAUGUGUUUGUGGGACAUAGUGCAUAUAUGUUUGACAUACAUGGAAGACAGUUGUACUGUUUGUUAUGUUCAACACUAGCACAGCCCUCCAACAGCUUCUAAACAGGCUUUUUCUACUCACUCCGCAGAGCCGCUGGUUUCCCAAUUAACAAUUUAUUUUUCUCAUAUCUUCACUGUUACUCAAUACAGAAACAUGGGCGUGUCUGUGAUAACAUAACAAUGCUGUAUGAUCGAGUUGUUGCCUUUGAUUUUCGGUAUUUAAACUUUGUUACUUAGAGAUCAUGUUUUUUUACAUAAAUGAAACCAGAUAAAUACGACAUUACAACAUGAAUAAUCCACAUGAAAAGUUGCAAAUAAGAGCUGCAAAAACUUCAAAUUAUUUUGUUGUUGCAAUUCUUGACAAAACCCGUAGACCCUGUUCAGACCUGGUAUCAAGAGACACAAAAACAAUAGAAAUCAUAAUGUUGUGGUCAGUGUUGAUAUUGUGGCCGCAAAACAAAUCAGCGUAUGGUCACUGAGAAGCGUAAAAAUACGUUUGAUUCAUUGUGAAACUGAGUCAGAUGUCCUUCAUAUGUGGCCCAGGACGGAUUUGAGAUCUCACAGAGAAAACAGUGUGGUCUGAGUUAUUGGAUCUGAAGAAGCAUUGAGGACACAUUUGGGUGCGUUCACACAGGGUUUUAGCACUUGAACAUUUGUGAUGGAAUCACUCAGGACAGAAGUUAAUACCAUGUCUAACCAGGGUCAUAGUUUCUGAAUUAAUCCAGAACAGAUCCAGAAUCUGAAAAUUAAUUAUAUAAUAAUGGGGCUCUGAUGUCUGUUUCAUUGCGCCCAUGAUCAUUAGCUCUUCGCUGCCGUUAGCAGUGAAUGAAAGAAAUAUUUUUAUUUGACCAUUUUCUGGUUUUAUCAAAUAAUCUAACAUUUUCUAAGACAGUUGUUCGUAAUUUGCUCUGAUGAUUAAUCCAGGACGUCUAAGUGCUCGUCAUCAUUGUCAGUGAAGACAAUGUGAAGCUAAGUCUUCCUGUGGCGGCUCCUCACAACUCCACUAACACUUGUAUUUACGAGACGCUUGACCAAUGGGGAGGAGCCUCCAUGGUGCUGCCCACGCCACCUGCAGAUUGCACUCGAAGAGCGAGUGGUGAAGCCUGAGGUGUUGGAGGUCUGUGCUUGUGAUCGUGGAACCGGAGUUAGAAUGAUAACCAUUGUUAGACCAAUCAAAAGAGACCAUCUAGACGUAGUUCAUCAUCCUCACAUUUCCAGUAGUGACAAUAAGCAGCUUAGUUUAUAGAAGAGAGAUUUGAAACACUUGAUUUCCUAUAGUGAAUAUACAGUGAUAAAAAGUUUUUGAAUACUUAAUAAUUUAUAAAUUAUAUCAUGUUUUUUGCAACAUUUAUUAUUUCUUAUCAUUUCUUUAGCUGUUAUUACUACUGUGAACUUUUAUUUAGUUCUUAUCUGUCUUUUUUUUGUUUUAUCUGUCUGUAUUUUAUUCUGUUCUUUCAAUAUAAACUGUUACUGGUACUUUUUACUUUAUAACGUUUUUUUUCUUUUCAAUUUGCAUCCAAAGAAGUUAACUUUUUGUUUUUAUAAUCUGUUCACUGCGGCUUUUCAGUAGUUUCCCAGUUUGUUUUUACGUCACGUUUUGUCGUGUAAGUUCAGUGUUAAUACUUUCUUCACUGCAUCUCUUGUGGAAACAGCUGAGACUUAUGACUAUUGCCUUCGAUAUAGACGGAGUUAACUACAACACUGAGGCAGCGGACUUGUCAGUCAGUACAGUGAUGAUCACAUCAUUACAGUGUCUUCCAGUGUUGCCCUAUUUUUGGACAAGACGCACACACAAAAAAAACGUCUUCAUUUAAACUAAAAAAAUGACUGAGGGUGAAGCCAACAUUUGUAAGAGUAGAGUUUCACUUCUGUUUCUUUGGGAGGUGGAAGAAUUAUCAGUAGAUGAGUGACAUUUGCUGUGUCCGAUAGCGGCACCUCCUCACAAUGACAAAUCCACUGACCUGGACAUUUCUGAUGUUUGUAGACGUAGAGCAGCAGUUGUCGUAUUUGCCGUCAAUAUCGUACCUGUUAUGUGUAUAUUACAACAAACAUGGUGCGUUGCAGUGAUGACUUGUUGAGACGCAGCGGUUUGUAAAAAAAAAAAAAAAAAAAAGGGUUGAACGUUGUUUGCACUUCUGUAGAGGACCUGAAAAUGAACUAGUGAUAGAGGCCAAAUAAACAUUACAUCACGAUAUCACACUUUCAGUUGUUCGAUAGAGUCUCUGCUCACAAAGCCUGGUGUUCAGACAGCGUUUAUUUUAUUAACUGUGUGUGUGUGAUGGUGAAUCACAGUCAUUGUAGGGUUCGUGUUUACUGUAGUCUCUCUGUGGCUGAUGUCUCUCAACUACGUUAAACUCAUUUAUUUAUUCCAACUUCAGAAGGUGUGUUUUUCAGUUGCUCUGUGUUUUAGUGUAAGGGAGGACACAUCCAUGUCAGACAUUGUAAAAAUAGAAGUCAGCUCAUUCUCAUGAUGUGCAGUGGCCAGUUGUAAUCACUUUGCUGUUGUUCAUCAGAUGGAAUCCAUAGCAGCAAUAUUUUGUACAGUCUUGCUUUUCAGUUCAUUUUGAUUGCCUUAUUGAGAGAUCUUACUUGUAGGCCUAUCGUUUGUACUUUUUUUUUUUUUUCUUCCACGUCCUGUUGUAUUUAUUUUCUUUCUCAUAGUUGUGCUCCUGAGAAUGUGUACAUAAAAUUAUAAAUACAUAUAUAAAGAUAUACAAAUAUAUUUUCCAUUUGAAUCGGAGAAUAUUAUUUUUAUUUGGUUUUAUUUUUGCUGCUGGGCAAGAGACGAUUGCAAUCUUCAUGAUUUACUGUAUCAUAUUCCUCAGUGUGUUUAUUGAGACGCAGCUGCUGUAUAUUUAUGGUCUAUAAACCACAGCUGUUUCUUUGUAAGAUAUCCAAACGUGGAAACGAUUUGUGGGGUUUUCUGUACAUGCAAAUCAGUAGGGAUUCUUCCAACUGUUCAGCUGUGUUGUGUACGUGUUUUCAAAUCGCGGUGUGCCCUCAUCCAAUAGGGAUAUACCUUUGCAGAGACAUAGCAUGAUUUCAAAAUGAAUAUGCAUAUCAGAAAUGUGUAUUUAUGUAUAUCUGUGUAUAUUCAUCUAUUUAUACCUGAGGAUAAAUAGAUGGCUGUAUGUGUGUGUGUGUGUGUUUGGACUCAAUCAGAAUGAAUACAAAAUAAAGAAGUUCUAUGAA
Hippoglossus stenolepis (Pacific halibut) is the source of this 5981-nucleotide messenger RNA. It is a transcript of the gene pip5k1ca, whose product is annotated as phosphatidylinositol-4-phosphate 5-kinase, type I, gamma a. NCBI's taxonomy places the organism in Eukaryota, Metazoa, Chordata, Actinopteri, Pleuronectiformes, Pleuronectidae. The coding region runs from base 238 to 2502 and encodes 754 amino acids. The transcript has 19 exons. The record is from RefSeq and is a predicted model, not a curated record. Gene Ontology annotation, molecular function: phosphatidylinositol kinase activity. Gene Ontology annotation, biological process: phosphatidylinositol metabolic process.